Messenger RNA from Aspergillus affinis, 942 nucleotides. RefSeq names its product alpha/beta hydrolase. Bases 1 to 942 code for a protein of 313 amino acids. Lineage: Eukaryota; Fungi; Ascomycota; Eurotiomycetes; Eurotiales; Aspergillaceae. The transcript is spliced from 2 exons. The record is from RefSeq and is a predicted model, not a curated record. Gene Ontology annotation, molecular function: hydrolase activity, acting on ester bonds.
AUGGCCGAGCAUUUGCUGACAGAAUUGUCGAAACCUGCCGGGCGCUGGACCUUCACUCGUUCCGAUGAGUUUUCCGUGCGGAAUAUUUCCUCGUGGCGUGUUGCGGAAGGGGCGGCCAGUGACAGCCAUCUCAUUCAAGUUUCUUGGCCGCUCGACUGGCCGACCGACCCAUGUACUCGCGCCAAUGUGCUCUAUGUGGUGGACGGCAACGCCAUGUUCCUCACUGCCACGGAAGUCGUGCGACAGCGACAGGCCCUGCAGCCGCAGAAGCCCGGCACCGUUGUCGUGGGCAUCGGAUACCCGCUCACUGACACUGCUAGUCUCUGGGAUGCGCGAAGAGGGUAUGACCUGACGCCUCCUUGCGAGAAAUUCACGGCACCGAAAGGCCCCGAUGGCCAGCCUCAGCCGCAUGAGUACGGUGGCGCGGAUAAAUUCCUGCAGUUAAUCACGAAGGUCGUGCAGCCGUUUCUAUUAGGGUCGGUAUUUCCACGCCUCGAGCUCGCGCGGACGGCACUCUUCGGGCACUCGUACGGCGGCCUCUUCGUGCUCCACUCCUUGUUUACACGCCCGGCUAGCUUCGACACUUAUCUAGCGGCCAGUCCUUCGAUUUGGUGGAAUGACCGAUUUGUUCUCGCCGAGGAAUCGGGCUUCCUUCUAGACCCGGUUCUGGAUUCUCGGCCUGCCCUUCGCCUGUGCUACGGGUCAAGAGAACAAUUCCCUGCUCGUGACAAAGGCGAAUCGGACGAGAGUUUUGAACGACGGGCCCAGAGCAAAAUGGAACGUCGCAUGAAUGAAAAUUGCAAGGAAAUGUACGAUCGACUGGUGCCUGGCUGUCGAUUGCGAUCAGUCGAGAUAAGGGAGUACCCGGACGAAGAUCAUGGCAGCGUGAUCGCGGCGGCGCUGAGUGGUAGUAUUGUGUAUUUCUUAGAUUUGGAGGGCUGA